Molecule: messenger RNA, 2154 nt
Organism: Aureobasidium pullulans EXF-150
Lineage: Eukaryota; Fungi; Ascomycota; Dothideomycetes; Dothideales; Saccotheciaceae
Exons: 2
Coding region: 1-2154 (717 amino acids)
Source: RefSeq, a predicted model, not a curated record
AUGACCCCAAAUCUCAAGAGAAAGUUAGAAGACCAAAGCAUGUCCAACGAAGCUCCUCAAGCGAAGAAGAGUCGUCUGACGGAAGUUCCGAAGCCAACUCGAUGGAGCGCUCCUGAUUUCGAUCAGGAAGUCUAUACACCAGUGGAAUCCCUGCUCCCAUCACCUUUCGGCAACAACUUCCAGCCAGGCAAAGAUCUCGUCAAAACUCUCAGACAGUUUGGACCAGUUAUUCAAACGACAUAUGAAACAUAUAGCACUACUGAAGACAGACCUGCACUUCGUGAGAAUCUCCAAGGUUCAUGCAAUGACCAGCAGAUCCUUUGGUUGGACCCUUUGCAGUCUUUUAUCGUGAAAUCGGGCGAAACACUGAUGAUAUCCCAAGGCAAUGGCGAAACCAGAACUAUCAGAUUUCGUCGAGUGACCAGCGAGCUUACUUUCCAUUGGUUUGCAUUCGUGCAAAAGGGUACGGUUCUGAACAUCAAUGGACAGAGUUUCCCGAGCUCUCGCGAUUAUGUCGCUGGGCCUUUCCCGUCUUUUUCGAUCCUGGAGUACGAUCAACGUUGCGUCUUUCUGUGCUUGAGUCGCGAUGGUGUCGACUACACGCCUUCAAGCAGGGAAACCCACGAAACCACCAGUCGCAUGGCUGCAGCUUUCGCGAAAGAGCAGGAACGGAAGAAAGCGUCUGGAGAAUCUGCUGGUUCUUCCUCGAGUAAGAGCGGAAGCAGCAAAAGCGAAGCUGAUGAUAGUGGGAUCAAGCUGAGAUUCCAACCUGAGCGCCAGCCAGAGGAUAUUGAGGCUUGCGAAUACUUCCAAUGGCGCUUGCAGGAAUGGAAGACCCUUCGAGAUCGAGCUAAGGUCGAGCUCGAUGACCAAGCCCCCAAGUACCCUGGUGCCGACUAUCAAGAGUGGCUUAUGGACAGCGUCGUGUACCGAGCCAUCGCCUCGGUCACUACAGCGAUCGAGUUGGAGAAUGACGUCCCCUUUGCUCAAAUCGACGAGGCUAGUUACCAGCAGGCAAGGCAUGCUAUCAGACCCCAAGGUUACGACAACUCUGUAAUCGGCCCUAGAGCCGAAUUUUUGCUACCAUUCAACUCGGACAACAGAUCUAAUGGCAGCCACUGGGUCCUCGUCCAUGCCAGAAUGACCGAGACUGGACCCGAGAUCCACUGUUACAACAGUUCUGGCAUUACAAACCACUAUGAUAGUGCCAUCAGGCUGACCCUACGCUACUCACUAUGGUACGGUGCUUUGGAAAACCAGCCCGGAUUGACCGAAGUCACUCAUCAUGCAGUACCGAUUCAACCAGGAGGUUGGGAAUGUGGCUACUUCACCAUCAUGAAUGCCUGGUGUCUGGCCUUGGGUAUGACGCCCAGCGCCGAACUCGGUACUUCCAUGUCCAAAGUCAGGAUACUGGAUCUCAUCGAUAUGAUCAACCUCUCCAUGUCCGGUUUCAUGGACUCUGCCACUAUUCAAGCAUUCAUGCGCUGUACUGAUUUCGUUGAACAAGGAUCAGACACCAUCGCUGGCGAUCGCCACUUUACCCGCAGCGUUCCUUUCUUGAAUCAAAGCGGCAUGAACAAAUAUAUCAGCAUGCGCAGGGAUAUUGAACAGCACCCCAACUCGGGCACCAAACGACUCGACAUCGAAACCAUUCGCUACAUACUCCGCUACACUGGUCACGAAGUCGAAAAUCUCGGGGCCGAAGCCAUACUCGAACGCUUCGACAAAUGGCUAAAAGAUAACAACAUCAUUGAAGCUGAACCCACAAGCCCCUUCAGCCCCAUCAGUCCAAAAACCAUCGAGAUGUGUUUCACAAGCGUCACUGUACACGAAACUCAACAAGUUCCCGUUCCCUGGCCAACAGAAGUCAAAGCCCUGCGUAAGGUCUGGAGAGUAUACCACAAACUUCUCAAGCGAGAGGGCUUGUUGGCCUGUCCUCUUGAGGAUAGAGCUGCCCAGAAGGAGGCAGGGGCGCCCUCGACUCAGGAGGGUGUGCCACGUGAUGAUACCUAUUACCCCUAUGAAAGUGCGAAGAUCGUCACACUUGACAGACUGGGUAUGUUGCCUUCUACAGAUGUUCUUUCGCCGACCGAAUUGGCUGGUAUCAGGACGAAGAAGUCGCCAGUCAAGAUCAUACUGAGGGCGACCAGAUAG